Molecule: messenger RNA, 1788 nt
Organism: Eremothecium sinecaudum
Lineage: Eukaryota; Fungi; Ascomycota; Saccharomycetes; Saccharomycetales; Saccharomycetaceae
Gene: TEC1
Product: Tec1p
Exons: 1
Coding region: 1-1788 (595 amino acids)
Biological process (GO): regulation of transcription by RNA polymerase II
Cellular component (GO): transcription regulator complex
Molecular function (GO): DNA-binding transcription factor activity, RNA polymerase II-specific; RNA polymerase II cis-regulatory region sequence-specific DNA binding
Source: RefSeq, a predicted model, not a curated record
AUGGCUGAAGAUAGUACAACGGGAACGUUUGAGAACGUGUUUGAAGGCAGUCACAUGCAGUACGACGGACUGAACAAGCCUAAGAGACCAGAAGAUCAGGUGGAAAUAAACGAAGGGGUUGGAAAAGUGUGGGCUCGGUCGCAGACUAGAGUAUUUGAUGUUUUCUUUAACGAUAGUUCAAGCGCGACAGAACCCGAUAUUUUUGCUUAUGAGUCUAAAAAUAAGGUAACAGAUGAUGACAAAGAUGCAGAAGAUGAUAAUGACGGCGAUAAGAGCGGCCACGAGCCUACUCUAAUUAAUACUGGACAGGGCCGGUGUGUACAUUUACCCGCUGCUGGAAGCGGAUUUGUGAGCAAACGCUCGGGCGUAAAGCAAUUGAGAAAUUUAUCGUUGCCACUGGGCGGAGCACCAAGAGAAACUCCACCAAGCACCGGUGCUAGGAACGAGUUUGAUAGGAGGUAUUCGACCUCUUCUACUACCGAGAAUUCUUCUGAGACGGGGUAUGGGAUCUCAAAUUCGCUGCCUACGCCGCUGUCUACAGCUAACCAGGGCGACAAAUGGCCACCGCAGGUCGAGUCAGCGUUUUUGCUUGCUCUGAGAGCCAUUAUGAAGAAUGGAACUUCGAAAAUCAAGCUUCGAGAGAAGAACUAUGGCAGAAACGAGUUAAUUUCGCUGUAUAUUAAACACACAUGCGGUGAGUAUAGGACAAAGAAGCAGAUUUCGUCACAUAUCCAAGUGUGGAAGAAGUCAAUUCUGAAUAAGAUUUCCAACAACAUUGAGACGAACGACUUUGAGAAGGAGCUGCUAACUCUAAUUGAGCAGGGCGCUUCACAGACAGACGAGAGCUUACAGCUUUUCGAAGAUACAUUCAAUGAAAUUCUUGAUGCCGAGGAAUCUAAUACGGAAGUCACUCUGAGUAGCGGGCGUUCUACACCCGUGAUGACAUCAACGUUUUUGGCACAUUCGCCAACGGUAAACCCGACAGCCUCAUCGCACUCCAGCGUGCUUGGCUCUCUUGGUUUUAAAAAAGAACCAUCAACUCCGUUAGAGUAUGCACAGGAACUCUACAGCCAUUUGAAGUCUUACAAAUGUGUCCCGGUAAAUACCGAUGGUCCAAUGUACUCGCCGUCUACAUCUGUACCCAACGCCUCAAGAUCUGCGAUGUCCGCUUUAAGUUCUUCAGAAACUUCUAGGGAGGAUUCUCAAAACAAGAUUAUCGAGGCCGCGAAGGAGGUUGAGUCACAGCAGAGGAGACUGAUUGAAGAACUAUUUCAGCAAAAAAGCACAGUAAAGGCACCAUGCACAUCCCCGGGCACAGCAACUUCUUCGCACGUGCAAACGCCACAAGGAGCUACGUUCUCGUCUAAUGGUAAAGCAUUGAAUACCUACUACAACUCCCAGGCCCCACAACAGCGAUUUACGCAGUCUGCUACACAGAAUCCUCCUUAUUCUGGUUGGCUUCCGCGGGUUCCAACAAGUGGCUCGGCCAACUUUAAGCCUCAGAACCCCUAUGGGUUUCGUCAGCCGCAGACAGUCCAACAACGCCUACAACCCUCUCCGCUGAAUAAUCCUUACUUUCAGCAUAAGGACCCCCUACAGCAGCGUGAUCUGUCUAAAGCAGCACAGUGUAGAACACAGUACGUGCAGCAGCCGAUCCAAUCUCUACAGAACGCCUCGAAUACGUUAAGCGCCCAAAAUUCUCAGCACCUGCAUAUGAAUAUUCAUCAACAUGAUGCAGAACAGGAUGAGCUGCACGAAACGCAUCAAGGCCAGGGACAGGAAACAUGA